Messenger RNA from Marmota flaviventris (yellow-bellied marmot), 5522 nucleotides. RefSeq names its product NLR family pyrin domain containing 1 (gene Nlrp1). Gene Ontology annotation, cellular component: canonical inflammasome complex. Gene Ontology annotation, biological process: innate immune response; inflammatory response; regulation of apoptotic process. Gene Ontology annotation, molecular function: protein binding. NCBI's taxonomy places the organism in Eukaryota, Metazoa, Chordata, Mammalia, Rodentia, Sciuridae. The record is from RefSeq and is a predicted model, not a curated record.
GGGUUGAUUCCAAGAGUCCAGAUCCCAGGAGAAGGAAGAAUCUGAGGAACCCAGAAUAAUGCCCUCAGUUUACAAAGCUGAGUCCCAAAUGCUGAAUCGGAGUUUGCCAGGCUAAGAGACAUGAUCCCCAUGAGAGUCGUGCAUUGAGAGACGUGCAUUGGCCAAGGCAAAGGAAGAUCACUCUUCUCUACCUGCCUGAUGCCCUUCACCACCCACUCACUUACCCACUGCUCCCCCCAUGAAUAUCCCCAAGGCUCUCCUGCCUGGGGCAGAGAUGGCCAGAGGGACCCAGGACCAGCUGGCUCAUUACCUGGAGCUACUGCCGAAAGAGGAGCUGAAGGAAUUCCAGCUUCGGCUAUCCAACAAAACACUCUUUGGGUGUUCUUCUGGUGUGACACCAGCUCAACCAGAGAAGGCAAGUGGCACGGAGGUGGCCUCACAACUGGUGGCUCAGUAUGGGGAGCAGCGAGCCUGGGACCUGGCCUUCCACACCUGGGAACAGAUGGGCCUGAGUCUGCUGUGUGCCCAGGCCCAGGCAAAGACGACCUUGACUUCAACCCACUCUUCCUUAAUCAUCGGCUCCCCAAAUACACCCGCCAUGGAGUCCCCUAGCUGGCCCACCUCCACAGAAGUGCUGAAGUUCUGGAAUUUUCCUUGCACCGGGUCCACCCAGGAAUCAAAGAGAAUUUUUCCUUUAACACCUAGCCACAUCCAGAAAGGAAAUCCUCCCUUGUUCCUCCACCGAGCUCCUUCAAGCUCCACAGACCAGGAGUCUCCAAGCCAAGAGUCACCCAAUGCCCCCACAUCCACAGUGCUGGGGGGCUGGGAACCUCCACCUCAAACCAAUGCAGAACCAAGGCAUCAGGGAGCUCCUGAGACUGAGAGGCUUCUGGCUGAAACAUCUGGAAAUUAUUACAGAGGAAUCAGAGAAAGAUAUCAAAACCAGAGAAGAGAAAAGCUCCGCCAUGCACAAUCCUGGAAAAAUGACAAUAUGCACCAAAAAUUCACACAGCUGCUACUUCUACAAAAACCUCAUCCCAGAGGCCAGGAUCCCCUGGCCAGGAAAAGCUGGAGGAGCAAGGAGGAGGAGCAAGGACAUUUGAUUGAGAUCCGUGAAUUAUUUAGCCCAGGCCCAGGUUUCCAGAAAGAACCUCAUAUUGUCAUACUGCAUGGGGCUCCUGGAAUUGGAAAGUCAACACUGGCCAGGCAGGUGAGGGGAGCCUGGGAAGAAGGCCAGCUGUUCAGAGACCGCUUCCAGCACAUCUUCUACUUCAGCUGCAGAGAGCUGGUCCAAUGCAAGUUGGUGAGUCUGGCUGAGCUCAUCUCAGAAGAUGGGACAGCCCCUACAGCACCCAUCAGGCAGAUCCUGUCUCAACCAGAGCAAUUGCUCUUCAUCCUGGAUGGUAUCGAUGAGCCAAAAUGGGUCUUGGAGAAUCAGAGUCCUGAGCUCUGUGUGCACUGGAGCCAGUCACAGCCCGUGCAUGCACUCCUGGGCAGUUUGCUGGGGAAAGCCAUACUCCCUGAGGCCUCCUUGCUGGUCACAUCUCGGACCACAGAUCUGCAGAAACUCAUUCCUUCUUUGAAGCAACCACGUUGGGUAGAAGUCCUGGGCUUCUCUGAAUCUGGCAGGAAAGAAUAUUUCUACAAAUAUUUCACAGAUGAAAGCCAAGCAAACAAAGCCUUUACUAUGCUGGAAUCAAACCCUGAGCUCUUGACGUUGUGUCUCAUGCCCUUGGUGUCCUGGAUGGUCUGCACGUACCUGAAGGAGAACAUGGAGUUGGGGAAAGAACUCCCACCCACCAUUCAGACCAUCACAAGCCUGUGUAUGCACUACCUUUUCCAGGCCUUUCCAGCUCCACACCUAGGGACACAGCUCAAGGACUUCUGUUCUUUGGCUGCUGAAGGCCUCUGGCAAAGAAAGACUGUGUUCAGUGCAGGUGACCUCAGGAAGCAUGAGUUAAAUGAAGCCAUCAUCACCAUUUUCUUGAAGAGGGGUGUUCUCCGCAAGGGCCCUGACUCCCUGACCUAUAGCUUCAUUCAUCUCUGUUUCCAGGAGUUCUUUGCAGCAAUGUCCUAUGCCUUGAGGGAUAAGGAGGAAAGAAGCCAAAGUCCUGAUGGCCUUGGAGGUAUGGAAGAGCUGCUAGAUGUGUAUGGAAGGAACAACCUCUUUGGGGCACCAACUGUGCGCUUCCUGUUCGGCCUCUUAAGUGAUCACUGGUCAAGAGCAACAGAGAAACCCUUCACCUUCCAGUUGUCUCCGGAAAGGAAAUGGGAGCUGCUGCAAUGGGUGGAGGCCAAAUCCCCACCAGGACAACCACACUCUCUGGAGUUUCUCCAUUGUUUGUAUGAGACUCAGGAUGAGGAAUUCCUAAUGCAAGCCAUGGACUGUUUCCAAAGAACAAGGAUGUAUGUCCAGACAGACAUGGAGCUUCUGGUGUUCAUUUUCUGCAUUAAAUUCUGCAGUCAUGUGAAGAGGCUUCAGCUGAAUGAGGGCCCACAGAAGGGACAAGGAUGGAGACCCCCUGGAGUUGUCCUGUCCAGAUGGGUCCCCAUCACCGACAACAGCUGGCAGGUUCUCUUCUCUACUCUCAGAGUCAGUGGAGGCCUGAGGGAGCUGGACCUUAGUGGAAAUUCGCUAAGUCACUCUGCAGUGCAGAAUCUUCGUAAGACCCUGAGACAACCUCUGUGCUACCUGGAGACCUUGAGGUUGGCCAGCUGUGGCCUCACCGCUGAAAGCUGCAAAGACCUUGCCAUAGGGCUGAGCACCAGCCAGACCCUGACUGAGCUGGAGCUGAACUUCAACUUGCUAACAGAUGCUGGAGCCCAGCACCUUUUCCAGAGUUUGAGUCAGAGGUAUUGCAAGCUACAGCGAUUGCGACUGGUCAACUGUGGCCUCACUUCCAGCUGCUGCCAGGACCUAGCCUCUGCACUCAGCGUCAGCCCCAGACUGUUGGAGCUAGACCUGCAACAGAAUGACCUGGGCGACCAUGGAGUGAGGCUGCUCUACAAGGGGCUCAAGCAUCCAGCCUGCCAACUCACACUCCUGUGGCUGGACUACAUCCCUUUGAGUGACCAGGUGAGGGAAGAGCUGAAGGCCCUGGAAGAAGAGAUACCCAGGCUGCUCAUCUCCAGCAGAUGCAGGAAGCCAAGUGUGAUGAUCCCUAUUGGGGACCCGGAUGAAGGACAGAUGGGUGAGAACAUGUCCUCACUCAAGCGGCAGAGACCACAAUCAGAGGAAAGCUCCCCACAAGUAGCACAAGUGGAACCCUUCCAUCUGUCUUCUCAUGCCUCUAAUGAGGACUUGCACAUGGAGCUUCUGGGGACUGAAGAUAACUUCUGGGGCCCCACAGGGCCUGUGGCGACUGAGAUGGUAGACAAAGAGAAGAGCUUGUACCGAGUUCAUUUCCCCAUGGCUGGCUCCUACUGUUGGUCCAACACGGGUCUCACCUUUGUGGUGAGAAGGGCGGUGACCAUCAAGAUUGAGUUCUGUGUGUGGGACCAGUUCCUGGGCAACACUAUCCCACCGCAGAGCUGGAUGGUGGCAGGGCCUCUGUUUGACAUCAAAGCUGAACAGGGAGCUGUGGCCGCUGUGUACCUGCCUCACUUUGUGGCCCUCCAAGAGGGGCAUGUGGACAUCUCCCUGUUCCAUGUGGCCCACUUUAAAGAGGAAGGGAUGCUCCUGGAGAAGCCAAGCAGGGUGGAGCCACACUAUGCAGUCCUGGAGGACCCCAGCUUCUCCCCGAUGGGAAUCUUGCUGAGAAUGAUCCCCACCGCCCUGUGCUUCAUCCCCAUCACCUCCACCACACUGCUGUACCAUCAACUCCAUCCCAAGGAGAUCACCUCCUUCCACCUCUACCUGAUCCCUAGUGACUGCUCCAUUCAGAAGGCCAUAGAUGAUGAAGAAAAGAAGUUCCAAUUUGUGCGAAUACAUAAGCCACCCCCAGUGACCCCCCUUUACCUGGGAUCCCGCUAUACUGUGUCUGCUUCAAGGAAGCUGGAAAUCAUCCCCAAGGAAUUGGAGCUCUGCUAUCGGAGCCCCAGAGAACCUCAGCUUUUCUCUGAGUUCUACAUUGGCCACUUGGGGUCAGGGAUCAAGCUGCAAAUCAAAAACAAGAAAGGUGGAACUGUAGUAUGGAAGGCCCUGCUGAAACCAGGAGACCUCAGACCUGCAGCCACUCCGAUCCCUCCAGUCACCAAAGAUACCUUGGGCUCACUGCACUUUGUGGACCGGCAUCGGGAACAGCUGGUGGCCCGAGUGACAUCUGUGGACCCUGUCUUGGACAAGCUGCAUGGACAGGUACUGAGCGAAGAACAGUAUGAGAAGGUACGGGCAGAGCCCACCAAGCCGGGCCAGAUGCGCAAGCUCUUUAGCUUCAGCCGGUCCUGGGACUGGGCCUGCAAAGACCAGCUCUACCGAGCCUUGAAGGAGAUCCAUCCUCAUCUGAUUGUGGAACUCUGGGAGAAGUGGGGGGGAGACUUAGGGAGUCUCUGACAAGCUCAACACCUGAAGUCUUGAGAGCUCGCAGUUGAGUCCUGGCUCUGUCUGAUCCUUCUUUGGGUCUCAGUUUCUUCAUCAUUAAUAAGUUAUCAUUUGAGUUUGCUGUCUAGCUAUAAAGGGAUGGAUGAUGCCCCCUGAUGGACAUUCCUGCCCUGAGAUGCCUCACAGAUCCCCAGACUACCUCCUUUGACUUUCACAGCCUACUGUCCAGGUGGGAUAACAGCAUCUCGGGGAAUGUUCCUCUGAGGCUGGCGAGAUUCCUGCAGAUCUUGAAGAGCUUGGUCUUGGUCUUGGGGCCCCAGCAGCCAAGCCCAGAGCACUCCUUGUCCCAUCCAGAUGCACACAGGAGCAGGGAGGUCAUGGGGCUGUUGGCCUCUGACUUGAGACAAUGGAAAAAUGGACAUGUGUACUUGGAGAGUGUGAAUGACCUGUGAAUAGGAGAGGGAAUGAUUUAUUUUUCAGUUAUUCUAUCCAGCCAAACUCAGAGCUGGAGUUUCACCUAAAGUAAUGACAGGGGAAUUGCUGCCAGGUACUAUCCCAAAUCAUCCCAAGAUAGAGCUGGUUGGGGUUCCAAAGGAAAAAUAAUGCACUAAAUGCCAGGGUGAUCUUAUCUAAAGCAUUUAUUAUAGAGGGUAUCAGCAUCCUCUAGAUGAAAAUCAAGAAAAGGACAUGUUUUAUGCAGGCAGAUCCAUGAAAGAGGGUUGGGUCAUAGAGUUCAUGGAAAUUCAGGAGCAGGGAUAGUUUCUACAUGUUUGCUCUCUCAUUGUUUAAUCUAGACAACUUUAUCAGUACCUAGGAAUGGCCAAGGCCACAGCUUGGGUUCCAUCCUUCAGAGGAAAACAUGCAGCUGGCCAGGUAACAGAGCAGUCAAGGUUAUCUGUUUGACUUAGAAAAAUAAAGAAAGGGGGGCAAGACUGUGGGCACCUCCCAUUGUCAUGUUGGACUUGGCUUUGAUCUUGGUUCAAAUGUUGUUUCUGAAAUCUAGAUGUAUUCCUAGAGCCAGGAAAGAUAAAGAAGGUGGCCU